CGGGUCAUUCUGAGAGAGGAAGAAAUGACGAGCAGGAUCCCACAAGAACAUGUUAACUGAUGAGCCGUGUCCGGUGCACAGGGAGCUCAAAAGAGAGGCCAGCUGGCUUCCUGGAGAUGGCUUGCUCCUGCUUUCUCGAAGAUCCUGUCCAUGCUGAUGUGACGCCCAUCCGGAUCUCGUGACUUCCGGUGACCGCGUUUCGUGUGGCCGAAGUGAACUUCUAUCAUUUCGAAUACCGAUGUGCUUCGGGCACAGCGAUGUUCCUGGUAUGCUUUGCCCAAGAGUUUGACGUUCUUCGGUUCAAGUUCUUGAGGUGUUCAUUUCUAGGUGUUCAACUGGCCUUGAACACUGAGGAUGGUCCAGUUCGAGCUGGAUCAAUUCAGAGAGGAGUUCAACCAGCUUUAUGAGAAGAUGGUGGAUGAGGAAGAGUUGGGCUUGGAUUUGAGCUCAGUGCCCACUGAUGAAGUGAUCCACAAGGCUCUUUUGAGCCAACUUCAUGCGCAUCAUUUUCCCCUGUGGCUGGAGCAAUUGGACGUUCAGCAGACCUUCGAGGAAUUGCGUCUCGCCGGCGUCACCGGCUUCGCCGGCAUCAAGGACGACAACGUGGCGCUCUUGAACUUUGUGGAGCAACUGACGAUCUCUCACAACUUGCGUGCUGGGAAGAUGUUUUGGAGAAAUGUCUACCGGCUUUGGUUGCUGCGCUGCGCUCAGAUGGCAGACCAUGACAUAGCACGGAGGAUGCGAACCUUUGUGGAGAAGUUCAAUAAAGAGAAUCCCGAGCUUGCUGCAAGCUAUCAGCAUGGGCCAGUGAAGACGGAAGAGAGGACGCGGCACAAGGAGAAGACCUUGGGCUUCGUGCCUUCCGCCGAGUCCUUUGAUGGCCGCUCCAGUGCCUCUCGCAUCCUGGACGUGGUCCGCGGGAGCAUCACGGUGAAGAGUCCCAAGGCGGUCUUGAAGCUGAUGGAAAGCUUUAAGAAGCUGGAUCGCUCGAUGGAUCGGAUGAUUCUGGUCCGUCAGAUCAACCGCUUCAAUCGAGAAGCGGAGACCUUAGAGGGUUACCGCUUCAUGGAGAUGCACGUGCUCUUCCGCAACGGAGUACGUGCGGCUUCCUGUGGCCGAGAAGGGAAGACCAUUGAGGUGGAUUUGUUAGGCGAGGUGUGCAUCGUCUUGGAGGAUUUCCUACAAAUACACAAGCGGAGGCAUUUGCUCUUCAAGAUCAAGCAGGGCAUUUUUGAUUGGACUGCAGAAGAUGAAGAGCCCGACGCAGACGUGGACUUAGAUAGCUCCUUGCGCGGAGAUGACCUGCCGCAGUAG
Molecule: messenger RNA, 1314 nt
Organism: Durusdinium trenchii
Lineage: Eukaryota; Dinophyceae; Suessiales; Symbiodiniaceae
Source: the annotation of a GenBank genome assembly